UCCUCCUCCUCUUCAUCACCAUCAUCGUCACGUCUGCAGCUCAGGAACUGCUGAGUCAGCGCGUUCUCUCUGCACCAACAUGAGCUCAAAAAAUGUUGUUUACAAGAAGAUGUGCAAGGACAAGUCGGUUGCAGUCUACAUGGGGAAAAGAGACUUUGUUGACCGUGUUGACUCUGUAGAUCCAGUGGAUGGCGUAGUCCUGGUUGAUCAUGAGGCUCUGCAGGGACGGAAAGUGUUUGUCACCCUCUCCUGCACCUUUCGAUAUGGCAGAGAUGACAUGGAUGUGAUGGGAAUUGCAUUCCGUAGGGAACUGUACCUGUCGACCCGCCAGGUGUUCCCGCCUCUGCAAGACAGAGAGAGGGGAGUCCACACCAGAACCCAGGCCAAACUGCUGCGCAAGCUGGGAGACAAUGCCUACCCGUUCUUCUUCGAGUUUCCUGACAACCUGCCUUGCUCAGUGGCAUUUCAACCAUCACCCAUUGAUGUUGGCAAGAAAUGUGCUGUGGAGUUUGAGGUCAAAGCGUUCUGCGCCGAGAGUCAGGACGCCAAAGUACGCAAACGGAGUGCAGUGAAGCUGUUGAUUCGAAAGGUCCAGUUUGCCCCAGAGGGUGAGGGAACAGCGCCAUCUGUUGAAACCACCAGAGACUUUGUCAUGUCAGACAACCACUGCAACGUCAAGGCCAGCCUGGACAAAGAGAUUUAUUACCAUGGCGAGCCCAUCAAAGUUCACGUUAAUGUCACCAACAGCUCCAGUAAACACGUCAAGAACAUCAUCCUGACUGUGGACCAGAUCGCCACUGUGGUUUUGUACUCCAACGACAGCUACGUCAAAAGUGUGGACAUAGAGGACUCUGGAUUCAGUUUUCUCCCUGGAGCCACUUUGCAGAAAGUCUACAAGCUGCUGCCUUUGCUGGCCAACAACAGGGAGAGGCGGGGCAUUGCGCUGGACGGCAAACUGAAGCACGAAGACACCAAUCUGGCAUCAUCGAGCAUUGUGAAGGAAGGCGUGCUGAAGGAGGUUUUGGGAAUCAUGGUUUCAUACAAAGUCACAGUGAAGUUCAUCAUCGGAGGGAUGAUGGGGUCAAGUGAAGUUGGCCUGGAGGUUCCCUUCAAACUGAUGCAUCCUAAACCUGAUGCAGUGAAGGAGAGCGAGCUAGAGGAGGAGAUGGUGUUCCAGGAGUUCAAACGCUCCUACCUGAAAGGAAUGAUCGGGGACGAUGAGGACGAGGAUGGCAACGUGUCCGGAGGUGAUGACAUGAUUCCCAAAGAGAAAUAAAGUCGAGGAGCAAACAAGGAAGAAUCUGAGGAGUCACACUUUCAAAGGGAGAAUAUGAACCGUAACUAUAAUUUAGCAUGUUUCAGUUUAUAAUUUGUCAAACCCAGUGAUUUGUUCCACAUUCACACGACGGUCCAACACAGAACCAAACAAAGGUGUCAACCACACCUUCCUAGAAAAUGUAUUCAAAUUGUGUCCAAUAAGAGCUUCGCUUUCUUUAAAUUUACAUAAACACAGUCUUCUGGGGGCAGCGUGUGUAUUAUAUUCACCUCAACAUUGUCAGGUUAGCUAGCAGCCUGGCUAGCCUAGCCAACCCGCUACAGAGACAGACAGAACA
Thalassophryne amazonica is the source of this 1613-nucleotide messenger RNA. It is a transcript of the gene saga, whose product is annotated as S-antigen; retina and pineal gland (arrestin) a. Gene Ontology annotation, biological process: signal transduction; G protein-coupled receptor internalization. The record is from RefSeq and is a predicted model, not a curated record. Gene Ontology annotation, molecular function: G protein-coupled receptor binding. Gene Ontology annotation, cellular component: photoreceptor outer segment; photoreceptor inner segment. NCBI's taxonomy places the organism in Eukaryota, Metazoa, Chordata, Actinopteri, Batrachoidiformes, Batrachoididae.